Molecule: messenger RNA, 927 nt
Organism: Rotaria socialis
Lineage: Eukaryota; Metazoa; Rotifera; Eurotatoria; Philodinida; Philodinidae
Source: the annotation of a GenBank genome assembly
AUGUUUUCUCUUCUAGUUAAUAUUCCUGCUGAUGCUAAAUGGUCACAGAACGGAGUGACUAUUGCUGGAGGCAACGGGGUUGGGGGUGCCACUAAUCAACUCAACUACCCUUUUGGCCUCUUCCUUGAUGAUGAUCAAACAGUAGUCAUUGCUGACAUGUGGAAUCAUCGUAUCAUGCAAUGGAAGAACGGUGAUACAAUGAAUGGACAAGUUUUUGCUGGUGGUAAUGGCGCAGGAAAAGGAUUAAAUCAAUUGUAUUGUCCAACUGAUGUAUUAAUUGACAAAGAGACGGAUAGUCUCAUUAUUUGUGAUUGGGCGAACAGCCGAGUUGUACGAUGGUCUCGUCGUAUGGAUACAAAACAAGGAGAAAUACUCAUUGACAACAUCAAUUGUUAUGGAUUAGCAAUGGAUGAGCAGAGAUAUCUCUACGUUGCUGACUACGUAAAACAGGAAGUAAGACGACAUAAAUUGGGUGAGAACAUUGGCACUCUCGUGGCUGGUGGUAAUGGGCAAGGUCGUGGACUCCAUCAAUUCAACUGGCCGACAUAUCUCUUUGUCGAUCGACAACAGAAUGUCUACGUGUCAGACAACUACAAUAAUCGUGUAAUGAAAUGGAAUAAAGAUGCAAAAGAAGGUAUUGUAAUCGCUGGAGGACAAGGUCAAGGAAAUGCUCUUACACAAUUGUCUUGCCCUCUCGAACUCUUCGUUGAUACGUUGGGUAGACUCUAUGUAGUAGACCAAGAGAAUCAUCGUGUAAUGCGUUGGGCUCAAGGAGCUACACAAGGCACUGUAAUUGCAGGUGGAAAUGGCGCAGGAGCAGGAGCAAAUGAGUUCAACUACCCCACUGGCUUGUCUUUCGAUCGACAUGGUAAUCUCUAUGUCGCAGAUCGUAAUAAUGCUCGUGUUCAACGAUUUUCUAUCGAAUAA